Messenger RNA from Bactrocera oleae (olive fruit fly), 2049 nucleotides. It is a transcript of the gene Tsp42Eb, whose product is annotated as Tetraspanin 42Eb. The record is from RefSeq and is a predicted model, not a curated record. Lineage: Eukaryota; Metazoa; Arthropoda; Insecta; Diptera; Tephritidae. Gene Ontology annotation, cellular component: plasma membrane.
GACAUGCAUGUGUUUCAGGAAAUGUUAAAAGUGAAGAGGGUCAACAAAAAUCUGAGUUGUAUUUUCCGCGCGCGUUUCGACUGGGCAAUGGGUGUCGCUGCUUGUAAUGUCGUGGUCUCAAACUGCCUCUGGACUGCCUGAGUCAUCAUAUUGCAGGCAGGCGUCAUCUAGCGAAGGCUGGUGUACUUCUUGAUUUAUACCCGAAUGGUGCUUUAUAUGCAAUCCCAGAAGGAGGUGAAUGGGGAAAUCCAACAUUGCUAAUGAGGCACGUGGCAGUAGGUAUAAAACGUUAGGGGUAGGGACCCCAGAAUUCAAAACUCAGUAUGGAGACCAACGAAGAGAUGAGACGGGCUAGGAUAGCAGCACAAACGUCGUUGGGAGACGAGACUGCUACCACCGGCGGGCACAGUGAAGUCGAAGAAAAAGAAGAAGCUUCUGCGCUCUACUGAGCAGGUGACGAGGGUUCCAAUAUAUAUAUAUAUGUAUGUACCUUGAUGGAAUAACAUAUUUAUUCUGUAGAGCCUGUUUCGGUUAAGUACGAUCUCAUUUUGGGCAAUCUUUUCCAAAUUAGUUUUUCUUUCAUAUAUUUUCUAGAUAAAAACGUACAACGAAAGCUUACCUAUCAUUUAAUUUCCCAACAAAUUAUUUAUCACACUGCUAUAUACCCACAUAGUACUUGGUCCAUAAAUUACUGAUAAAAUAUAUUUAGUUAUGUCGUAUAUUCAAGAUAAUAAUAUUUGCAAUAUCUCUUGUUUAUUACCAACACGAGAGCGCAAAACACUUAUCAGCUCGUAUCUGGUUCGCUUGUCUGAGAUUUUUCACCGCAUGUAAUCAGUCUGUGCACACCUAAUGUAGAGAACCUGCGUUGGAGCUGGAGCAAGUGACAUUUAAAAGAACACAACAACCGCUCUUGUGUGAUUAAUUCGACAAGAGAACUCGACGCGUUUAGAACAUUUGCAGUGAAUGUGCAAGGCAGGAACGCGAUACUAAAGUGUAAAACGAUCAAUUUACCAAUAUAAAACACAAAAAACUUAUUUAAAGUGCACAAAUUUGACGAGUCGAAAGAAGCAUUCCAAAAUGAAUUUCUUUGAAUCAAUUGUCAAAUAUUUAAUCUAUAUCGCCAAUAUAGUAUUUUUGAUAUGUGGUGUUCUCAUUAUCGUCCUUGGCUCAUUUAUGGUGGGCAAUCUUGGCGAUUUCUCAUCAUUCGAAGAGGCUAUUAACGUUGAUACACUGCCCAUCAUAAUAAUUAUACUGGGUUGUAUAAUAUUUGUGAUAUCAUUCUUUGGCUGCUGUGGAGCGAUACGCGAGAAUUCGUGUUGCAUGACAACGUACGCCGUCUUCAUGUUCAUUCUGUUCUGUCUACAAGUUGCUUUAGUAGUCUGGGUAUUUAUGAAACGUGACGAUUUCUUGAAAACUAUGACAGAUCUCGUUGGUACAGCAUGGAAUCAGAAUGAUUCCGCUAAAGGUUACCCAAUGGACGCGUUACAACUUAGCUUCAAGUGCUGUGGAAAGAGCAAUUAUACCGAUUAUAUAACUGCGGACAAAGAUGUGCCAGUUUCAUGCUGUGGCUCUCUCGACAUUAAGGAGUGUCCCGCAGAUGUCUAUCAGACUAAGCCAGGCUGUACUGCUGAAUUCGUUGGAUUCUGGGCGACAAAUACGAAUAUUAUCCGUUACGCGGGCAUUGCAGUUGCGGCCAUUGAAUUGGCGGUACUCACAAUAGCCUGUUGCCUAGCAAGCAGCAUGCGUAAUUCGCGAAGACAUUAAAUACGCGGAAGAAACUGAGUGUGUGUAGAGCAUGCGGUUUUGUAAAUAAAUUACAUCAAUAUAUUGUACAUUGAAUUCAUUUUAUUUGAAGUACAAAUAAUAAUUGUGAAUCAUGUAACUUAUGUACGUGUAUGUACGUGUAUUAGCGUAUACACAAGGCAUUGCAUAAGUUAAGUAAACUUAGUUAGGUAUUUUAUAUUGUUAAUCAAUUAUUAUUAAUAUGUUUUAAUAUUUGUUGACUCGUUUUAUUUAUUAUGAAUACAUACAAAUUAAACAAAUUGAAAG